AUGGCCUUUCAAUUAGGAGCUUCUUCCUCUUGCUCAUUCUCGUCUUCUUCCAUUCCUAGGUGGACUCAGGAUGUAUUCUUGAGUUUUAUAGGUGAGGAUGUUUGCCAAAACUUUAUUUCUCAUCUAUAUCAUGCUUUGCAUCAAAGGGGAAUCAACACUUACAUAGACAACAAUCUCGAAAGAGGAGAGGAAAUUUCGCCUGAACUUUUCAAAGCAAUUGAAGGAUCAAUGAUUUUUAUCGUUGUAUUUUCUAAAAACUAUUCAGAUUCCAAAUGGUGUUUAGAUGAACUAUUGAAGAUCCUUGAGUGUAAGGAAAUGGUGAAACAAAUUGUUUUACCCCAGUUUUACGAUGUAGAUUCGUCGCAUGUACGACAUCAAAAAAAGAGUUUUGGAGAAGCAUUUGCUAGAGUUGAAUAUAAGUUCAAGGCUGAUAAAGUAAAGCUUACAAAGUGGAAGGUAGCUUUAGAAAAAGUAUCCAAUUUGUCCGGAUUCGAAUUUGCGGACAGGGAUGAAUCAGAGUUUAUUCAAGAUAUCAUUAAAUGGGUGGACUAA
This is a messenger RNA of Carya illinoinensis, 552 nucleotides long. RefSeq names its product TMV resistance protein N-like. The coding region runs from base 1 to 552 and encodes 183 amino acids. The transcript has 2 exons. Gene Ontology annotation, biological process: signal transduction. Lineage: Eukaryota; Viridiplantae; Streptophyta; Magnoliopsida; Fagales; Juglandaceae. The record is from RefSeq and is a predicted model, not a curated record.